Rana temporaria (common frog) is the source of this 1453-nucleotide messenger RNA. It is a transcript of the gene TNFAIP8L3, whose product is annotated as TNF alpha induced protein 8 like 3. Lineage: Eukaryota; Metazoa; Chordata; Amphibia; Anura; Ranidae. Gene Ontology annotation, cellular component: cytoplasm. The record is from RefSeq and is a predicted model, not a curated record. The transcript is spliced from 2 exons. Gene Ontology annotation, biological process: regulation of apoptotic process. The coding region runs from base 183 to 791 and encodes 202 amino acids.
CGAGGCGGGGACAAACUCCGCAUUUUGAUUGGUCUCGGCUCGCUCCCUUGUCUGGAUCGCUGGGAAGCUUCGGAGAUGCGGAUCCGCACAGCUCACCCGGAGCCAGAGGCGGCGGAGCUCAGCGGUGUCACCAGCAGAGAGCAGCCGGGGAGUGAGCCAAGGGAGCAGUCGGACCCCCAGCCAUGGACACGGACUCCGGGGAUCUCAGCGAGGGGGAGCUGUCACCAGGACCAGAACUGUUCAGUUCGAAGAGCUUUGCCGUACAAGCACAGAAGAAGAUUCUCAGCAAAAUGGCUACAAAGACAAUGGCAAAUAUGCUUAUAGAUGACACCAGCAGUGAAAUUUUUGACGAACUUUUCAAAGCCACAAAGGAAUAUGUCCGGAACAAGAAAGAAGCUCACAAAAUCCUAAAGGACCUUAUCAAGGUGGCUGUAAAAGUUGGUAUUUUGUACAGAAACAACCAGUUCAGCCCAGAGGAACUGGAGAUUGUGGAGAAAUUCAGGAAAAAGCUGAAUCAGACCGCUAUGACAGCCGUCAGUUUCUAUGAAGUGGAAUACACGUUUGAUAAAAAUGUUCUUUCUGGACUUCUACAUGAUUGCAAAGGUCUGCUCCAUGAUUUAGUGCAACGCCACCUAACGCCAAAAUCCCACAGCCGCAUUAACAGAGUUUUCAAUCAUUUUGCUGAUAUGGAUUUCCUUACUGCUCUCUACAGCCCUGAAGGGAAUUGCAGGUCACACCUCAAAAGGAUUUCCGAGGGAGUAAAUAAACUGCUGGAUGAUAGAAUCAUUUAAACACUUGCCUUCAUUAUCUUUUUUUCUGUGUGAACAAGAUGGCUUCUUAAUGGACAUGUUGAUUGCAGGCAGCCAGAUUGAAGCACAGCAGAUGUCUGUAUGGGGUGUCCUUUUUUAUUUUGUUUUUGGGACAUAUUUCUGUUAUUCAUACAAAGAACGAGGCCUUCAUCUGCAUCCAUUAAACUAUAUUUCCUUAAAUAAGCAGAGGUACUUGACAACUUAUAAAACCAUUAGAUUGCCAUGACCCAAUUAAAAAGGGUAAACUGAACUGCAGCACGGUGCAACAGUUGGAAUGCAACACAAAUCUUCAGUUUUAUGUUUGUAUUUAUUAUGGAUGGGUCUUUUCUUCUCCAUUGAUGGUCCUUAAAUCCCAUUUAAGUCUCUUUCAUAGUUCUGUGCAUAGGUUCACUACUUUAGCAAAGGCAAUGCAAGAGUCUGCAUGACCUUUUGUUUAUUUGCAAAUCUUCAGCAAGGAUUUACCUGCAUGAAAAUCGGGUUUUAUGGCCUUAAUCCUAAAGCAGAGAAGGUUUAAUGUACAAAGAUCGCAUUCUGAUUAUAUGGAGGGAUACCAGUGGUUGGGUGAAUAAGUAUUAAAAAGAACAAACGAAUGACUAUUUACAUAUUAAAGGAGCAGUUCAUCCAAAAGUGAUGUACUCGUCAAA